AUUAAAUUAAAUGAACAACAAUUACCAAGACAAAUAAAAAUUAUUGCAAGAAAAAAAAGAAAAAAUUGCACGGUAAUAAUUACUAAAAUGAUUUAAGACUAAAGGAAGAGUAAAUGAGAUAAUAGCUUUAGAUUGCAUCUGUAAGAUUACCUUAAUAGAUAACAUAAGUUGAGGAGAAUGCUGAUAGCAAUUAAUCUUCUCAUUAAGCAUAACCAACUUAAAACUAAGGUGUGAUAGCUCCUCCAUAAUAAUCAGAUUUAAUAAGUUUAUAUUUACAAACAAAGCGAAAGAAAUUAGGAUUUUAGACAAUAGAAAUGUAUUCAAACAAUCCUGCUCCUCCUUAGACAGAAGUAAUGACAAUAGAAUUUGGUGUAUAAUGUGAUUUUGAAAUACAAUAACAAAAGUAGGAAAAUGAUGACUAAGUGAUUCCAAUAAUGGAGAAUGUGAGAAGAGAUUCUAGAAAGAAAAGAGAAAUUUUAUAAAGUGCUGAAAAGGUGAUAGAAAAAGUAGAAAAGAAUAUAUCAAUGGAAGAAAUCAAUUCUAUAGUUUAAUCCUAAUCAUUUUAGAGAUUUUUUUCAAGAAGUUCAAAAACAAUAGAGAAAGCUAUUCACGGAGGGGAAGUAGAUGUUCUUGAAGAUUUAAUGAAUACUUAAUAAGUGGCUUAAGAAAUAGGAAAAGAUAAUUUAACAAAAUUAUUGUCAUUUAGUGAUAAAGUAUAUACAGAAAAUAGAGUAGUAACAUCAAUAUAAUGGUCACCUACAUUGCCAAAUACAUUUUUAGCUGCUUAUUCAUAAAAUGAAGAAGGAUCAAUAACAGAUUAAGUAGGAGUAGUUCUUUUAUGGUCAUUAUAAUUGAAAUCUAGACCUGAAUUUUAUUGUUUUGCAAAUAGUCCAAUAACAUCUGCUUGUUUUCAUCCUUUUAGUCCAAAUGUAGUACUUGGAGGAUUAUAUAAUGGUUAAGUAGUUGUAUGGGAUUUAAGAGCAAAACAUACACCAGAGAAGAGAUCAACAUUAAAUAGCGGUGGACAUAGUUAUCCUAUUUAUGGAUUAAGUAUUGUAGGAUCAUAGAAUGCAAAUAAUGUAAUAUCUUCAUCAAAUGAUGGAAGAAUAUGUAUAUGGAAUUUAGCAUAAUUAAAUUAACCAUAAAAAAUUAUUGAUUUAAAAACAAAAAAUAAAUAAUAAACAACUAAUCCUUAAGUUGAAGUUAAUUCAACCUGUAUGGUUUUUCCUUAAGGAGAUGCUAAUAAUUUUUAUGUUGGCGCUGAAGAUGGAUGUAUUUAUAAAUCUAAAUUACAUUAAAAUACUAAUGAAAAUAUAGUCAUUCCUUUUGAAGAACAUUUAGCUCCUGUUAGCGGAAUUUCAUUGAAUUCUUCUCCAUAAGCAUCACCUAUUAUUUCUAAUUUACUUUUAAGUAGUUCUUUUGAUUGGACUUGUAAAUUAUGGAAUACUAGAACAUAAUCAGAUAAUAAAUGUUUAGCUACUUUUGAAUGUUCAGAAGAUUAUGUUUAUGAUGUAUAAUGGAAUGGUUAGCAUCCAUCAUUAUUUUCAACCACUGAUGGAGAAGGUUAUGUUGAUUUAUGGGAUUUAUCAUAUGAUUUAGAGGCUCCAAUUACUAGAUAUAAAUCUGGUAAUAAUUCAAUCAAUAAAUCACAAUGGUCUAAAGAUGGUACCAAAAUUGCUAUUGGAGAUUCUUUUGGAGAAAUAUAAAUUUUGUAGUUAUCUUAAAAAGUUUAUUAUUUUCAAUUAUUUAUUUUUAGGCUCAAAAAGUUGAUCAUGAAAGAUUGGCAAAAUUAGAGUAAUGGAUUAAAAGUGAAAAAUGA
Paramecium sonneborni is the source of this 1819-nucleotide messenger RNA. NCBI's taxonomy places the organism in Eukaryota, Ciliophora, Oligohymenophorea, Peniculida, Parameciidae. The record is from the annotation of a GenBank genome assembly.